Molecule: messenger RNA, 2048 nt
Organism: Drosophila kikkawai
Lineage: Eukaryota; Metazoa; Arthropoda; Insecta; Diptera; Drosophilidae
Biological process (GO): endoplasmic reticulum membrane organization
Cellular component (GO): plasma membrane; endoplasmic reticulum membrane
Source: RefSeq, a predicted model, not a curated record
UAAAAAUCCUAUAUAUCAAAGUUAACGAUAUUUUCGAUAAUAUACGUGGAUUUUAUCGUAUUUUUCUCUCGAUAUACAUUUUUAGUAAACAAAAUAUUUAUAAAUAUUUAGGAUUUUUUCCCUCCCUGUAGAUUAAAGGGUUUUUUCUUUUCAGGAUGUGGGCGUUGUAGAGCAAUUACCGUUAAGCGGAUUGUAGUUUACACCCCUGUUAUGCCAUACAAAAAAGAGCUAAGCUAAAACUAAAUGCUCAUUCUUACGCUACGUUUUCAUUUCAUUCAUUUCCAUUCCGUGAGAGCGUUAUUGUUAUGGCCUAGUACUACUACUGGCCACUAGUUUUGCGCAUUUUCACACUUGUAAAUCAAUUAAUUCUACAGCUUAUUGUUGUUACUGCUGCCAAACGGUCACUGGGCACUGGCUACUGGUUACUGGGACUAGUGCCGCCACCACCACCUGCUGGUUGGUCAUUUAGCCUAAGCGCCGGCUAAGCUCAAAAUGCUCGACUGGCCAAGGAUUGCGAAGCCUCUGCAAUGCCCAAGUCCAUGCCCAUGCCCGAUGCCUCAUGUGGGAACCAUUGUUUCCCCCCUUUUGUUGUUUUGAAAGCAAAUUGUUGGCUGUAAAUGUUGAUUGUAGUCUGGGCUUUUCUGAUUUGCUUGAGCGGCGACCGUUGAAAUGUAAUUAAUACGUGGUCCCACACACACACAGACACAGACAUUUAUUCGGGGUCAAUUGUGUGUAAAGGAGCCUCCGCAAUGCGGCUGCCUAAGGGUAAUUAUUAUGGCUAAAUAUGAAAGGAAUCGGGAACUUGAGGGUACUUUUGGGUUGGGUUUUUAAGGCAACAGGUUAGAUUUAAUACUUCCUUAAGAGAUUUCUGGAAAGAAAGAGUUCUUAAAGGAGUUUUCUUUAAUAAAAAUUCAAAUUUAUUAAGUUUUCUUUAAGAUUUAAAAAAAAUAUUUCCUUAGACAGCAGGCUUUUCACUAGAAAUCACCUUUUUAUAUUAACAAAAUCCUAAAUUAGUAGGUUUCUUACUGUCUGGGUCUAACCAUAUUUUUAAUAAUUUUUCUAUUUUGGUCUUUUUCGAAAAAAAGAAGUUUUAAGGGGGGGGUUCUUUUCUGGUAGAAUUUGUAAAAAUUUUGUUGGGUCUAAAAGAUUAAUAAUUUCAAAUUACAAAAAUGGACAAAAAAUUACUUGAAGUAUCAUCACCUGGAACCUUGAAAUUUUCCAAAACGAAAAAAACUCAAGAAAUUACGCUAACCAAUGUUUCAAAAGUAGAUGUGACUUUUAAGCUACAAAGCACAGUUUAUGGCCGCUUUAGUAUGCGUCCCCGCUGGGGUGUCCUAAAGCCAAAUGACUACACGGAUGUCCUCAUCACUAUGAGCAAGGAUGCUGAGCUCUCGAAAAAGGGACGCGACAAGAUUCUGGUCAUCUGCAUGCCGGCGCCCAUCAAUGAGGUGGACUUUGAUUUAACCGCCUCCUUUUGGCGCCACAAUAUCUGCUAUGAUCCCAAAAUGGAAAAGCAUCAGCUUACCUGCCUGGAGGAGAACGGUGACGACGAGAAAGAGUCCACGCCAGGCGAUUGUGUUGGCUGCAUCAAGGAUCCCAAGGAGGCGAAUCUGUUAAGAGCGCGCACCACUGUGGCCAAGCACUGGCGGUAGAAGGGUCAAUUAUCCACUACAAAACUGUUUGGGGGUCCCCUAAUGGCUGCAAUGACUAAGUAAUUGGCAGACCCACUCACUACCUCUGCCUCUCUUCAAUGUUGAUGAUGAGCCUUCAUUAAAAACGAACAGAGUGGCCCAAAGGAUGCUCAAGCACACAUCCUGGUCGCAUCGAGUGACUGAUAAAAAGGCGUAAACUGUUCACUCCUGGGGGCAUCCUUCUCACUGGCAAUUAGUAAGACGUUAACGAAGGCUUUUUGAACCCCCGGAUAUAUUCUCACAUCGAUUGAGAUUCUGUUUGGCGGGUCAAAAAGGACAACCAGGUUGUCUGGCAAUUAACCAAGCAACAAAUUUUGUAACCCAAAACCUUGAGCAAUUAAAGGACCAAGUAUUGUA